AGAGAAAGAGACCAUGUAAAACACACUGUUGAGUGGACUUAAGGUAUUUACAACCGUGUCAUUGUGGAUUUGAGAUGAAACAGCGCUGAAAGACUCAAAGUUUCCUCCGUUGGAGUUUUGCGGGUGAUCGUGAUGGAGAAGUGUCUGUGGUGCACCACCUCCCUGGAGGCAGAGGGUGACGCAGCGAUAGUCACCAUGCUGAGUCACUACAGCUCAGGACGGCUGUCUGAGAGAGAGAUGGACUCUCUGAAUGAAGACCUCGGCUGCUGUCUGGAGUGUGUGGUGGAGUACCAUCGAGCCAGAGACAAGGUCCCUGAUCUGCACAAGCGUUUGUGGGAAAUGGAGAAGGCUCGACUUGUGCAUUUGUUGGGAACCAUUCUGGACAAGGAGCUGGAGGAGGACGAUAUCUUUAUUAUCGAAGAUGAUCAUGUGGAGCCAGUGUCGAAGAUCUUGCCUGCAGAAUUCCACGACCGUCUCCGUUCUCCACUGUUUGAAGUUCUGAAGUAUCCGUACUUGCUUUGCUACCGUGAUCUGUGUGAUUUGGUGGUAAAGGCCUUGUGUAAGUUACAGGAUAUGAAGCAGUCUUUGUCUGUGUUCGAGAAGUAUCAAGGAAUAUAUCUGCUUCUCGUUCAUCCCAACGAACAGGUGCGCCGCUGGGCAAUCGAUACAGCAAAGACCAUGAAGAGUGUGGACAGGGAUGCCUACUAUGACCUUCAAGAGAUUUUCUCCUGCAUGUUUUAUGUCAUUGAGCUUGGAAUGUCUUUGAACUUUCCAGAUUUGGAUCAAGAGUCUUAUGCACGGGGCGUCAUACAAACGCUCCCCUCUCACCUCUAUGACUCGCAAAACAAGAAGAACUACUGGCUAGGUAUCUGUAUGUUACUAACGCAGCUCAGUGCGGAGGCAAUGGACUCUCUGUUCAUGGGACAGAUUAACAUACCGCUUUGCAUACUCAACACAAUGGAUGGGUUGAAAAAUGAGGAUAACCCAGCUUCUGACCCAUUCUGGCCAGCCCUCCACUGUUUUAUGGUAAUUCUGGACCGACUUGGUUCUAAGAUCUGGGGUCAGGUUGACCCUAAUACAGCAUUCCAGACAAUCACCGGAGCAGCCAGCUAUGUUGCGGAAAUUAGAAGCAUCCGGCAAAAAACCAUGGGUCAUGUGUUUAACUGUGAUUUGGUGGUAAAGGCCUUGUGUAAGUUGCAGGAUAUGAAGCAGUCUUUGUCUGUGUUCGAGAAGUAUCAAGGAAUAUAUCUGCUUCUCGUUCAUCCCAACGAACAGGUGCGCCGCUGGGCAAUCGAUACAGCAAAGACCAUGAAGAGUGUGGACAGGGAUGCCUACUAUGACCUUCAAGAGAUUUUCUCCUGCAUGUUUUAUGUCAUUGAGCUUGGAAUGUCUUUGAACUUUCCAGAUUUGGAUCAAGAGUCUUAUGCACGGGGCGUCAUACAAACGCUCCCCUCUCACCUCUAUGACUCGCAAAACAAGAAGAACUACUGGCUAGGUAUCUGUAUGUUACUAACGCAGCUCAGUGCGGAGGCAAUGGACUCUCUGUUCAUGGGACAGAUUAACAUACCGCUUUGCAUACUCAACACAAUGGAUGGGUUGAAAAAUGAGGAUAACCCAGCUUCUGACCCAUUCUGGCCAGCCCUCCACUGUUUUAUGGUAAUUCUGGACCGACUUGGUUCUAAGAUCUGGGGUCAGGUUGACCCUAAUACAGCAUUCCAGACAAUCACCGGAGCAGCCAGCUAUGUUGCGGAAAUUAGAAGCAUCCGGCAAAAAACCAUGGGAUCCAGCAGUGGUGUUUCCAGCAACUAUGUGAUCUAUGAGGAUAUGCAGUCCCUGGUCACCGUGCUUGAUUCUGAAAUGGGCCAGAGCAUGCGUGUAUACGGAAGCACUUUUCUGUGGUUCAUUCCAUUUGUCCGUUCCAUAAUGGAACUUCCAGAGCUCAACGCUUCCUAUAUUAGUGAAGUCAUCCACUAUCUUUGUGAUAAGAUACGAGAAAAUCGGCACAUGCUAACCGGACAGAUGAGUGUGUGCGAUAAAGUGACCGAGUUCUUCACUCGUAUCCUUAUUCAGACUGUUGAGCUACACUCUACUGAAGGACGAAUGGGAAUACUUUCUCGCUGUGCCCACAAGUGGGUGGGAGAGAUUGUCUUGUGCAUCAUCCAAUCAGAUGAAACACAUGGACCACCAGACAGGAUGGGUGGGAUUCACGGAGUCAGUUCAACCUCAUACAACCUUGGGAUAGUUGGAAGAUUGCCUGCAUCUGGAGGAGGCAAUGGUGCCAUAAUUGCUGGCUGCAUGAAACUGAUUCGACUGCUGCUGAAAGAAGGGAUAAGGAGAUCUGUCCCAAGCGCGACCCACUUUUUGAAUUUGCUUAACAAGCAGUUGCGUGGAGUUACAAACAAACGAUGGAAUCUAACACGUUCUGAAUCUAAUGAGCUUCAGAAGUGUUUGUUAAGAGUUGUCCGGUCGAUGCCAGAAAGACCUUCUUCUCCACUCCCACCACCAUGUGCACCAUCAGUGGAGGCAGCUACAAACACUGUUAUUUCCAGAAAUUCAGUGCCAACCCUAAAUCAGAAACAACAUGAGGACCAGGAGGCAGGUCCGAGCAGAGCAGGAGAUGAAUCUGGUUUUAUCAAAGAGGAGUCAGUUUGGAAUUAUAGAAAUUGGAACUUGGAUGAGGAUUUGUGCAGCGGUCUUGAGGAUAUCAUAAAGGCUAAGAAGGAAACCCUUGAUCCAGUGUCAAUUUCACAGCUGAGUCCAGUUGUUCAGUUGGAACGCAUUAAACCAGAUCUGGGAAAAGUGCAGGAAAUUCGAUCCAGAUUAAAUGAUAACCAGAAUUUGUCAAAGAUCAAAGCCAUUGCCAAACAAAAGCCUAGUGAGUCCUUAAAAUCAGCUAAAGAGGAAUGUGGUUUUGGAGCUGCUGAGGAGGAGGAGGAGGAGGAUGACGAUGAACCCCUUGAUAUCAAACUGGUUCGUCUGACAAAAUCUAUCCACAACGUUGAAUCUAGCGACUCCGAAGUUGACAGUAGUGCUGUUGGAAAAACUUGUAACCGGUCCAUUGGCACCUCAAAGGAAAAUGUGGAGUCCAGUACCAUUGUUAUCUCUGAUGAUGAUUCUGAUAAUGAUGAAAGGCCAAAUGACAUCCUGAGGUCUCCAGAAGUUUGUGUCUUGUCUGAGAGCCCCAGUCGUGAUUAUGAUGAUCUCAGUGAAUCACAGGUCUUUGAGUUUGAGACCCAGCAAUAUGUGGCGUCUGCCUGGGAUGAUUCCGAUUUUGAUGCGUCAGACUUGACGAAGAAGCCCAAAUCGGACCAACUACUCAAACCACAGGUGGAUGAAGCUCCUCAUGAAGCAUCUCCAUCAAGUUCAGAGACCGAACUAAUUCCAGAUGAAGACAUUGAGAGGGCUUGUCAGCAAGCAGAAGAUAAGAUCAGAGAACAGCAGCAGCCACAAGAGCCAGUGGAUUCAUGUGCAUCAUCACUGUCCAAAGCAUCCAGUACUGCAGAAAGCUGGGAUAAAUUUGCCAAACCAAAACUGGUUAAAAGCACAAAAACAACUCCAUCUGAUAAGAAACAGCCUAAAAAGCCAUUGAUAAUUGAUGCCCUUGCUCAAAAAAUCAGACGCCACCAUUUGAAACGUAGCUCCACAUCUCAGGACGUAGAGGAACCUUCCUCUUCAACUACUCCAUCCUCAUGUGGUAUAUCAUCUUCCUCUCCAUCCUGCAGCUCUGUUUCCUCACAUUAUUUUUCUGCCCCCAGUUCAAGUGAUACCCCUGCGAUUGUUCCCCCAAAGAAGGUGCGUAAGGUUGCUGAGCCAGAAUCAACAGCAGAGCGUUUGGGAUUAAAAAAGAAGGAAAGGAAAGCUUUUGAACUUUCUCAGCGCUCCCUGGAUUGUGUUGCUAAAUUGAGGUGCCAUGGUCAGAAAGUGCAGGUGGAACCACAACAGAAGACAAGGCGAGUGCGUCGAGCCACUAAGACUUCUCCACAGAAACGUAUAGUAAAAGGCAACAAGAAACUUCUGGGAUCACAAGAUAUUCAGUUUUUCAAGCAAAGUCGUGAGAAGCAUCAGAGGCCAGCAACAGGAGCCAUCAUGACAUUAGCUCCCAAACCAGCAAAGAUCAAUCAGCCAGGUGAAGUGCACUUACCGAAACCUACAGUUGCAAGCAGCGGGGCUGGUGAUAUCUUUCCCUGUCCUCAGCCAGAUCCUGACCAUCAGCGGGAUAAUGAAAAGGCUUCAUCAGGAACCAGUUCUACAGGUGAUGGGGCUGGAAAUAAUAAAAGAAUAGAAUCCAAGUACUUCCAAGCCAGUGAGACUGCUGAUGUCAACAUGGAAAAAGAAAAACCUACUCAGGAGGAUGAUGAAGAAUGGAUGUUCCUCAGUCAGAUGGAACCCACCGACAUGGAACUGUGCUCUCAAAUGGAGCAGUUUGAUGAAGAAAAUGAGGAAGAACUCUUUCUUACCCAGAGAGAUCCUAUUGACAUGGACAUUGAUACAGAUAGUGAGUCAGAUACCCCAGGGCCAAGCUUGACACCUAAACCUAUUCAGACUCCUAUUGGUGGAAAUGAUCAUUUGUUCGUGAAGCCUGGCAUGUCACCUAUGUCUCAGAAAAAGGCCAAACCUUCUACCACAAAAAUAUACACCCCCAGCUCCCGCAGUGCCUCGCUUGUCCUUGAAAUGGAAAAAAAAGCCAAGCCUCCUCCUGCUGCGAAUGUUGCGAAAGCGAAGAUUCCCCGACUGCCCCCAGCAAUGCCACCUCCAACCCGACUGCCCCCAGCAAUGCCACCUCCAAAAACAUUUCAACCUCUCCAUCCUCCACAACUCCCAAAGCCACUUCCUUCACAACAUGCUCCAUAUGCUCCCGAGUUGGUCACUAGUUCUAAAAUAAGCUCCACCUCAGAGCCACCAUCUUACAAGGUAUACCAAAGACCUGAGGCUCCAGUUAACAAACCAGUACCCACGAUGGAUCAAAGCCCGAUGUUUGACCUUUCAAUCUUGACCCAAGCAAUCCUUAAAUGGGAAUAUAGGAUGCUUGACAACUACAAAGCAUUUGGGAGUCCACAUGAUCUGUGCCAGCUACCGCUGAAGAAAGUGCCAGUUCAGUUUCCUAGCUACCUGGAGUACUUCAACACCUUUUACCCCCUGCUGCUAAUUAAUGCAUUUGAAGAGAUGGCGAGUGAAUGGCUCAAAGAGGGCAGAGUCAAGCUUAACCUAACAGUCCAGGGUAUAGAAUACAGCAAUCGCACAGCUAGUGCCAGCUUCACAGCAAACAUUUCUCAGGAAACUGAUAUAAAACAACUGUACCCAAAAGAAGAUGACCUUGUGCUACUUUGGUUGCCUGACAACACUGGGUCAUAUGCCCACGAUGAACCUAAUUUCCAUGAACCACAUCCUCAUUUUGGCUAUGUGUCUCGGUCCAGUGUUUCCAACAGAGGUUCCAGGCCAAUUCUAAACUUGACGAUUCAGACACGUAGUAAUAUAUCUUCGGGGAAUUCCCAACCUGUGCUCUGUGAAGUUAUUGGAUCAUUGAUCAGCAUAUUCCGGGAGUUCCGUGCACUGUGUUUGCUGCGGAAUGGACCAAUGUUGCGUCCUCUUCUUGCUCCACAUGUGUCUUAUUUCACGCACACUCUGGAUAGCCCACCGGACCUGGAUUCACCAGAGUUCAACAGGGACCAAGCAAGAGCAAUAGCUUGCGGUCUUGCCAUGAUAAACAGAACACAGAAGACCCCAAAAUUUCUCCUUAUCCAUGGUCCUCCAGGAACCGGGAAGAGUAAAGCAAUUGGUGGCCUGUUGUACAAACUAUUAUCUUCGGAUACUAACAGUGCUGCUCCUUCGGGGAACCUUCACUCCAAGUCUCGACGGACACGAGUUCUUCUCUGUGCUCCCUCUAACGCUGCCAUCGACAGUCUGAUGAAGAAAGUCAUUUUGAUCUUUAAAGAGAAAUGCCGAAACAUCAAUGCACCUCAAGGUAACUGCGGUGACAUAAACCUGGUACGAUUGGGAAGUGAAAGGACCAUCUCGAAGUCACUAAAACCUUUCAGCCUCGACCACCAGACUAAAGCUAGAGCACAGCGAGCUCAGCAAACUGCAGAAGCUGACAUACACAGGCGGAAGGAGCAACUGGAACAAAUUGUUGAAAAUCUCUCCCAGCGAUGUGCAAAAACCAAUAAGGAUUCUUUUGAGUUCAAGACGUUGAUGGAGCAGAAGAUGCAGCUUCUGAAAGAGAGAGAAGGACUGAGUCGGCAGAUUAAAGAGUGUCGCAGCAGGCGACAGGAGAGUCAAGCUCUUGUGCUGCAAAACGCUCAUGUGAUCUGCUGCACGCUCAGCACCAGUGGAAGUAUUGUCCUCGAGAAUGCCUUCCGUCGUCUCGGACAUGAACCAUUUAGCUGCGUCAUCAUUGAUGAGGCUAGUCAGGCUAAAGAAACUGAGACUCUGAUCCCCAUGCUGUACCGAAGUGCUGCUGUAAUCCUUGUCGGUGAUCCCAACCAGCUUCCACCAACAGUUGUCUCUCAGAAAGCAAAGGAGUUUGGCUACGACCAGUCUCUUAUGGCACGGUUAUGCAAAAGUCUUUAUCAGUCAAACCCGCAACUCUCUCCAAUCCUCCUGCUCAGCGUGCAGUACCGCAUGCACCCGGACAUCUGUGAAUUCCCCUCCAAGUACAUCUACAACAGCGCUCUUAAGGAUGACUGUGAGACCGCUCAGAAACGCUGUUCCCUCAGCUGGCCCUUCAAGCCCUACAAAGUGUUCGACGUGACGGAUGGGAUAGAGAAGAAGGAGAGAGAUUCAUUUUCCAAUCACAAAGAAGUCAAGCUGGUCUUGCUGCUGUUGAAGCUGCUGGGCGAGAAGCAGUCAGUGCGAGUGGGCGUCAUCACACCCUACAACGCCCAGAAACGACGCAUACUGGAUGCCGUCAGGGGUUCAGGCAUCGACAACAAGCAACUUCAGGUUGAAGUCGAUACAGUCGAUGGCUUUCAGGGCAGAGAAAUGGACUGCAUCAUUGUGUCUUGUGUGAGAGCCAGCAGUGAAAUGGGCUCCAUUGGGUUUGUUGGAAAUCGGCAGAGAAUGAAUGUAACCAUCACCAGAGCCAGAUUUAGUCUCUUUAUACUGGGACAUAUACGCACACUCAGGGAACAAAGUGAUUGGGGAGCAUUGAUUGAGGACGCUUGGAUACGUAAAACUAUCAUCAAAACAAUGCAAAACGAUUUUGAAAGGGACGCCCAGCAGAUUCUUAAACAAGAACGAGAGCCGCCGACCCGCAGUCUCUCUUAUCCCCCAGUCGGGAAACCAAGCCCUGUGACCUCACCUGUUACGGAUGCACCUGUGGAAACAGACCCCGCCCCUGCGCCCCACCCUCAACGUGACAUGAGCAACGUACCUAUGCCACGGCUAAUACCCUUGGAAUGCCCUAAUAACCCACAGAUGAGCGACAGGCCCACAGACCCACGGUUUGCAGAGCGCCGGCCAAUCAGAGAACAGAGACCGGACAGAGAUGGGCGGGGCUUACCAGAGUCCCGCCACUCAACAAACAGAUCUAAUUCAUAUGAAGCCGACUCUAGAAGUCCUGGCCAGUCUUCCAGAUACUCUUCAAAACACCGCGGUUCUUCACCGUCAAGACGACACAGGAGAUAAAUGAAUUAUCCCUGUUUUUAUGUCAUUAAAGCUUCACAGCAAUGCAUUCAGGGAGAGAUUUUUCUUCAUGUCCUCUUCUCCAUGUUUUGAGAACACACUAUGUACAAGGGUCGUCGUUAAACGUCUCUUUCUCAGGCAUUGGCUUAACAAUUAUCUUGACAAAUUAGUUUGAUGGCAGUGCUUACUGCUUACCUAAUCUCUGUCUAAGCGUAUUUUGCUGCUAAAUGAACAUUUAAAGAACUAUUUUUUGCAUGAAGAGGGAUGUUUUGUUCCGUACAACAGGCUUUGGGUUUUUGGACCUUGUGCUCGUCUCCAAAAAAUAUAUAUUAAUGCAAUAACUGCACUUUCUAAAGCAGUCGGACUUGCUCAAAAAUAAAAAAUUUUUGGUGUUUGAGGCUGUAUAGUUUGUCACUUAUUUGAAUGUCACAUUGAUUUAAAGAUUUUUGCAGGGAUGGAUUCAGUGUGUAAAUGUGUUGUGCAUGAAUGCAGUGCCGUUUGUGUUUCACUGGUUGUUUUAUACUGACUUUUGACAUACUGGAUUAUUUUUGAUUGAGCCGACUGUUAGAAUAGUUUUUUUUUUUUUUUUUUUUCAGGUAACUUUGAUUAUAGUCACUAUUAUUCUGGAGGAGGAGUUAAAGAAGGCCAA
Molecule: messenger RNA, 8269 nt
Organism: Sinocyclocheilus rhinocerous
Lineage: Eukaryota; Metazoa; Chordata; Actinopteri; Cypriniformes; Cyprinidae
Product: probable helicase senataxin
Exons: 30
Coding region: 133-7623 (2496 amino acids)
Biological process (GO): termination of RNA polymerase II transcription
Cellular component (GO): nuclear body
Molecular function (GO): helicase activity; transcription termination site sequence-specific DNA binding
Source: RefSeq, a predicted model, not a curated record